CCGUUGAGAAGCGAAGGUAAACAAUUAUUAUAAUUAAGCAGCUGCCAUGGCCAAAAUUGCUCUCGGAACCACCCUAGAGGCCACCAAGCCAGACUGCAUUCAGGCCCUCGUCGUUGAAUUCAUUGCCACCUUUCUCUUUGUCUUUGUUGGCGUGGGUUCUGCCAUGGCCGUUGACAAGCUAGGUGGAGGAGAUGCACUAGUGGGCUUGUUUGCUGUGGCCGUGGCACAUGCACUUGUGGUGGCUGUAAUGAUUUCCGCCGCCCACAUUUCCGGUGGCCACCUCAACCCCGCCGUCACCCUUGGCCUCCUCGCCGGCGGUCAUAUCACCGUCUUCCGUUCCAUCCUCUAUUGGAUUGAUCAAUUGGUAGCAUCUGCAGCUGCUUCUUAUCUGCUUUACUACCUCUCAGGGGGACUGGCAAUUCCAGUUCACACGCUGGCUAGUGGAGUGGGGUAUGGUCAAGGAGUAAUUUGGGAGAUUGUGUUGACAUUCUCUUUGUUGUUCGCUGUGUAUGGUACAAUGGUUGAUCCCAAGAAGGGAGCACUUGCUGGGAUUGGACCAACGCUGGUUGGGUUUGUAGUUGGGGCAAACAUCCUUGCUGGUGGGGCAUUCUCAGCUGCUUCUAUGAACCCAGCGAGAUCUUUUGGUCCAGCCUUGGUUAGUGGCAAUUGGACUGAUCACUGGGUUUAUUGGGUUGGGCCUCUCAUUGGUGGUGGCCUUGCAGGUUUCAUCUACGAGACUUUCUUUAUUGACCGAUCUCAUGUUCCACUCCGUGGAGAUGAAGAAACCUAUUAGGAUUAGGAACAUGCACCUCAUGUCCACUCCGUGUUGUAUUUUACUCAGCUAAUCUUUCGUGUGUUUGUGUGUGUAUGUAUGUUUGGAA
Molecule: messenger RNA, 881 nt
Organism: Gastrolobium bilobum
Lineage: Eukaryota; Viridiplantae; Streptophyta; Magnoliopsida; Fabales; Fabaceae
Product: aquaporin TIP4-1-like
Exons: 3
Coding region: 47-793 (248 amino acids)
Biological process (GO): water transport; transmembrane transport
Cellular component (GO): membrane
Molecular function (GO): water channel activity
Source: RefSeq, a predicted model, not a curated record